Messenger RNA from Ananas comosus (pineapple), 2920 nucleotides. RefSeq names its product transcription factor bHLH49. Gene Ontology annotation, molecular function: DNA-binding transcription factor activity; protein dimerization activity. The coding region runs from base 831 to 2294 and encodes 487 amino acids. Gene Ontology annotation, cellular component: nucleus. NCBI's taxonomy places the organism in Eukaryota, Viridiplantae, Streptophyta, Magnoliopsida, Poales, Bromeliaceae. The transcript is spliced from 8 exons. Gene Ontology annotation, biological process: regulation of DNA-templated transcription. The record is from RefSeq and is a predicted model, not a curated record.
UCUAUCUCUCUCUCUCUCUCUCUCUCUAUCUCUAUCUAAAAACAGAAGGGGACCUCAGUAUAUCUCCUGCCUUGCUCUCAUUGGAGGUUGGGACAUGGCAAGGAAAGGCUUCAUGGAGGGCAGAGUGUUAAAAGUAGAGGGAAUCUGAAGUGGGUAUCUUUUCUUUUCCCCACUUUUUUCCUCAGUGUGGCUGUUUCCCUUUGCACUCCAUCAACCUCUCAAACUCUCUUAAACACCAACUUCUAAGAGGCAAAAAAACAGGGAGCUGUGAAAGACUGGGUUCUGCUCUAAUGAUCUCUGAGGCCAAUGUGCUGUUUAAUUAUUAUUAUCUUCUAUCAAUUUGGAUUUGUCAGCUGUAGUUAGUUUCCAUCUGGGGCUGGGUUGUGCCUAUUAAGGAUUCUCUCUUUGGUUGAUCAGGCAGUUUUGGUGAAAGAGCAGCUUCUGCAGUCUAUCCUGUUUCUUCUAUUUAUAUAGCUUUUCUCAUUCUGCCUUCUUUUUUUUCUUUUUUUUAAAGAGAGAUUAGGUGGUAAAUUUAUUCUGAAAAACUAGUGAUCUCUGGAAUGGGCAAAAGCCUUGUUAUUUAGCUAACUUAUUGCCUGGUGGUGUUGCUGGGAAGUGACCUGUUGAUUCCAUCUGUUUCCUCUUAAUGGAAUACUAAAUAUUCCCCACACCAAACACUCUCAUCUUUUGGUUAAACCCUUUUCACCCCUCAUUUGAUCUCUCUCAAUCUAAGAUAACCCCCACCCCCCCCCCACCUUUACUGAUCUCUGAGUUUGUGGGGUGUUGUUGAGGGUGCUGAGAUUAGGGUUAGGGUUGUGUCAGCAAAGAGGAUGGAUAUGAAUGAGAAGGAGAAGCUGGGGUUGGAGAAAAAUGAGGAUCAUAUGAGCUACCAUGCUUCUGACAUCUCAACAGCUUGGCAGCAAUUCAACAGUUCAUCAGGAGCAAUUGGUCAAGAGAUUCAGAUGGGCUCUGCUACAUGCCCAUCAAAUCCCAUGGUGGAUUCCUUCAAUCCAAGCCUCUGGAACCACCACCCAUCCUCGCAAAAUUUGGUGGGCUUGUCCGAAAACAAUGCUCAUGUAGGAAACCCCCCCAUGGGCUUGAACCCUUCGAGUUUUUUCCCGAAAGGAGGGACUUUCUUGCCGUCGCUUCCGAAGAUCCCUCCUCCCCCAAUCCUUCCUCAUUUCUCGGCCGACACCGGUUUCAUCGAGCGCGCCGCGAGGUUCUCGUGCUUCGGCAGUGGCAAUCUGAGCGGCAUGGUGAAUCCUUUCGGUGCUUCUGAAAUUUUGAGCCCUUACGCCAAUCCGUCGAAAUUUUCGGGUCAAAAGAGCGAAAUGAGUGUCGACGAAGCUUCCGAGAAUGCCCCCUUGCCUGUGAAUGAUCAUUUAUCAAGCAUUAGGAGCCCGAGGGAACGGAGAGAUGAUGCGAACAGCUUGCGCGAAUCGGCCGAGCCUGAAUUUAGUGGAGGUGGUGAAGAGGAGGCACCUAAUUUGGCCACUGCAGCUCGAGAUAAUAGCUCUUCGAAAGGGCCUAAUGCUAAGAAGAGGAAAAGGUCCAAUCAGGGCGGUGCGGAAACGGAACAAGUUGAAGGAGCCCCACAAGUGCCAAUUGAAACCACAAAGGAGAAUAUGGACAAUAAACAAAAGAAUGAACAGAAUAGCUCAACUGUGGGGACUAGCAAGGCUUCUGGGAAACAAGCCAAGGAUAAUUCUGAUUUGCCCAAAGAAGAUUACAUUCAUGUAAGAGCUCGCCGCGGCCAAGCAACUAAUAGCCACAGCCUUGCAGAAAGGUUGAGGAGGGAAAAAAUUAGUGAAAGGAUGAAGUUUCUGCAAGACCUUGUUCCUGGUUGCAGUAAAGUUACCGGAAAGGCAGUUAUGCUGGACGAAAUAAUCAACUAUGUUCAAUCUCUACAACGACAGGUCGAGUUUUUGUCCAUGAAGCUUGCUGCUGUUAAUCCAAGACUAGACUUCAACAUAGAAGGACUACUUUCUAAGGAACUUUUCUCCCGCGGUGGUCCUUCAUCGGCAAUUGGCUUCUCACCAGAUAUGAUCCAUCCUCAUCUACAUCCAUCUCAACAUGGCAUGGUUCAAGCUGGGAUGCCAAGCAUUGCAAACCCUUCAGAUGUGCUUAGAAGAGUUAUGAAUGCUCAACCAACUUCCAUCAAUGGAUAUAAAGAACCUACAUCUCAGAUGCCUAAUACAUGGGAUGAAGAGCUCCAAAACGUCAUGCAAAUGAGUUAUCCACCUCUCAACGCUCAAGAGUUAAACAGUAAACCUCGAGAUGGAUUUCCCUUAUGAAGUUGCAUCCAUGUUCAUGUUCCUGAAGAUCAUACAUUUAUAUAUAUGGCAGUAAAGCGCACCCACCUGUUCAUAUGGAACUCAAGCUGUGACCGCUACAUGGAUGCAUGGUAAGCUUAUCGCAGUAUGCAUGUGUUUUUCUUCAAAGAAGUCAGUGAAGCUUAUACAUAGUCAAAGAUGCAGGGUUCAUAAUGGAAGAGUCACUGUUUUCUCUAUCCGCAUUUAUAUCGAAAGGUUGGUUGUUGUUGCUUUCUUGUAUAGCAACUUAAGGACUGCUUCCUCCUAAGACCAAGUUGCAUUCUUUAAUUGCUUUAUUUCUUUGAUUAGGCACUUUAAUGCACCAAAAAAAAAAAGGGUGAGAAUUAAGGGAGAAUGAAUUCUCUCUUUCUUCCCCUCUCUUGAAUUACAGUUGUAGAGUCACUUGCAUGCCUUUUUUUUAUUCAGUACUAUAAAGGGAUUUCUCAUAAAAUGGAUGUAUAACCUGGACUGCUUUGGUUUUUAGUAUGAAAAUGUUCUUCGGGAUAAAAUCUUUUUGUAUGUCUGUUGAUAUUAAAAGCAGAUAUCAUAUAUCAUUUUUUGUAUUCUUUUAAUGAAAAAGGGCCUCCACCCUUAUAUUUGAUGUAGUA